AUGCUUCCCCUCCGGGGCCGCGGCCACGGCCGCAGACGCAAACACAAACACCCACGGGCGGGCCGCGCUCCCUCCCGCCCCUCCCGAAGGGCAGCCGCCGCGGCCGGCAGGGUCCGGAGCCGGGCUGGCCCGAGCGCGGAGCUCCGGGGCCCGGAGGGCCCGCGCCCUCUCCUCACCUGCAUUCAGCGCGCCGGGGUCCGGGCGGCGACGGCGGCGGCGGCGGCGGGGCGGCUGGUGCUGGGAGCUAGAAGGAGACGGACGGGGGCAGGGAAGGGACGAGGGCCGCGCUGCCGGGCUUCGGGGACGGUGACCCUGGGCGCGCAGGAGAGGUCCCGCGGCUGCCGAGGAGAAGGCCCCCGUCGGAGGAAGCUGCGCCCCCGCAGCCGCCGGAGCCGCGGCUACUACUACGAGAGCCGCGCAAAGCCUGGCCUUGGCCUUGGCCUCCUGGCGCUGAGGCUGCCGCCGCUGCGGGGGUUGCUGCUGCGCUUGCUGCUGCCGGGGCCGAGGCUGCUACACAGAAACGCCAGCUUUCGGUGUCUUUGCUCUCACACACGUUCACACCCCCGAGGGCCGGGGGAGAGGCGUCCGCGCGAUAUCCGUAUUGAGAUUAAUAACAAGGUGCAGGGAGUGAGAGAAGAAGGGUUGAUUGACGUGGAGGGCCUGGCGGGAGUCAGUCACUCCCCUGAGCGGAGGGGUGGGGUGAGGGGAAGAAGGCGGAGCCCCAUCGCCCCGCCUCGGCCACGCCCCCUGGGCGCCGAAUUUGGCACUGUGCGCGUGCGCGUGCGGCGGCCUCGGGUCCUUACUAUUUUCUGCUUUACUCUUACUGCUUUCUUACUCUUUUCUUUGCUCGAGUGUCGAGCGGAGCUGGGAAGGCUGGUAGGGUGUUAAAAAACCCACAUCCACAAAUGCAUGAUGCGGGGAGAGAGAGACUGACGAGCCGCCUUCCCCGCGUUCUUGCGAGGACUCGGCGCUGUUUACUGCGCGUUCGCCAGAAGCUGACAGAAGCUGAACGUUGGUCUGGGUGACUGAGAUGCCAGGAGACAAGAAGUACUUACUCUCUACUUGCAAAAGAAUCCCAGAAAGAUGUGACUGAUGGAGAAGUAGGGGGGUAGGAGUGGCAUGGAGUGAAAGCAUUUUUCAGGAGACUGGAGGCAUUCACUCGUAGAAUCAAGACCUGGCAAAACUUGGGUUUUGUCAUAAACUCUUGCUAAUAUGCAGCCUGGUAAGUCACAGGGACACUGUCAUUUCCUUGAAGGUCGUAUAUUUUGUUGUUAUUCUUAACAGCCCUUUAUUAAUGAAUUUACAUUGCAGAAAAUACAGGCAAGGAAAAAUAAAAACAUUUUUAUAUCCACUAUAUUUAACAUCUAAUGGUGUAAUUUUUCUGGUUCUCUGUAUUUUUUAAAACUAAAUGAACUCAUACCAUAUAUGUUGUCUUAUAACUUGCUAUUUAUCAGCUGAUGAUGUCUACCUAUCUAUUUUAGUAAAUGUUUGUUUUACCUAAUACAGAAUGUAGUUUUAAAAAUUCCUUAGUGACACAAAAAUGUCCUUUAAAGCUAGUUUGUCUGAGUGAGCCUCCCAUUCAGGACCACACAAUACAUCCAAUUACUAUGGACGAGACUCUCUUCAUCUAGCACUAUACUUUUUUUAUGAUCCUGACUUGCUGA
Molecule: messenger RNA, 1664 nt
Organism: Phyllostomus discolor (pale spear-nosed bat)
Lineage: Eukaryota; Metazoa; Chordata; Mammalia; Chiroptera; Phyllostomidae
Exons: 3
Coding region: 1-888 (295 amino acids)
Source: RefSeq, a predicted model, not a curated record